Molecule: messenger RNA, 894 nt
Organism: Ambispora gerdemannii
Lineage: Eukaryota; Fungi; Glomeromycota; Glomeromycetes; Archaeosporales; Ambisporaceae
Source: the annotation of a GenBank genome assembly
AUGAUUCACAGCACAACAAAUAUCUUGAAUAACAACAAUUCGAUGUGUGUAAACGACAAUAAUUGUCAACAAACAAUCGCUUGGCUUAAAUCCCUCGAAACACGAAAACCCACCGUGCCAACGUAUCCAUUACAAACACUUUUCAAUACAAAAAAAAGCUUGUCUUCCAACAUACUCAACACGGAACCGUUUGAAUGCGAGAAAGAUACUUUGACUUUCUCGAAACUACCAGAAACAAAUAUUCACGAGGAGAAAAAAUCUUGGUCGAAUAUACCAAAUGAUGAUGACCACCUCUUCGACGACGACGAAAAUAAACCUACCCCACAAAAUGAUGAUUUAGAGAAAAACUCGAAAAAUUGUUCUACAAAUCUUGAAAGUUCACAAUUAUUAUUACUUGAACCAUGUUGGAGUCCCAGCAAUGAGACGGUGAUAGGGUUAUUCGAUGACGAAGAGGCUGACAAUGAAUAUACCGAUAACUAUUCUGACAUUGACGAUGAUGAAGAAGACGAUGAAAAAUCGUAUCUUUUAUGGGACACGGAUAGUGAAUGCAGCGACACAACAACAAUAAAUGAUUUCGACGAAGAGAAAGAAAUGUUAGACGAUGUCGUGUUUUACGCCGAUGAUUUUUUAGACAACUUUAUUGAUAACGCAACAUUAUCCGCUGAAAACGGCGACGACGAAUUUAAACAACAGCUAAAAGAGAAAAAGAGCAAUAAUUUCGAUUCCGAAGAUUUUUAUAAACAAAAAUCAUAUUUCGAUUGGGAUUCGGAUCCCGAGGAAGAUGACGAUGAGAGUACUUUAUUAGAUGACGACGAAAAAGACGCAGAAAAACCAACAAUCGAAUCAUUUGACGAUGCAAUAUAUUACGCAAAUGAAAUACUUAAAAGAUUUUAG